AUGUUGUUCUUAUAUACAUAUGUUUAUGUCUUUUUAUGUACAAAUAAUGAUGUUUACAAUGAAACAUCUGUUAUGCUAUCAAAAACGUCAGCGCAUUGUUUUAUAGCUGAAGAAGUUACAACGGAUAACGGUCUGAUUUGCGGCCUGGCAAUGCUUGGUAAAACUAAAUAUCAAUUUUACGAAUUAUUUACUGUAUAUAGUAUUCAGUCCCUCACUCAACUGGCGUCAAGAGUGAAGAAGGGCGGCCUCAUUAUGGCUCGCCUUAUUCUGUUCACCCUCUGCGCUCUUCCCGUAUUAUUUCAUUUUAUUUUGUUUAUGCUUCAAUAUCUUGUAUUUGUUUACAUUGAAAAAUGA
Molecule: messenger RNA, 354 nt
Organism: Saccharomyces cerevisiae S288C
Lineage: Eukaryota; Fungi; Ascomycota; Saccharomycetes; Saccharomycetales; Saccharomycetaceae
Gene: YCR085W
Exons: 1
Coding region: 1-354 (117 amino acids)
Source: RefSeq, marked reviewed